AUGUACUUGCCUAAUCCUAAUCCACAGAAACUGUUGAAACUUGAAAAUCAUUGUGGAACUGGUGAAACACAUUUAGCAUGGCAAAAAGGGAGCGGUACUUACCUGGCUGUAACAAGUUUAGACCAGUGUAUCGGAAUUUACAAUCGCAAUGGAAAACUAAUUGAAAAAAUCAAAAUUUCAGGAAUAUGUACUGGUUUAGCGUGGGAUCGUGAUGGUGAUUUAUUAGGAAUAAUAUGUGAUGGAUCAUCUAGUUUUAUGUUGUGGGAAGCUAAUUCUUCUAAGACUCAACAAAUAAAUCCAGUUUUCAAAGACAACCUGACAUGUGUAUUAUGGUCAAAAGUCAGUCAAACUGUUGCAGUAACUUCAACUAAAGGAAAUCUAACUAUCUAUGACUAUACAACUACUAAACGUUCGCCUAUACUAGGAAAACAUAGCAUGAGCAUUACAUGUGGUGAAUGGAACCGAGACAACAUACUAGCUUUAGGAUCACAGGAUCAAACAGUAUCCAUAAACAAUAUAGAAGGUGAUACGUUAAAAAUUAUAUCACUCAGAGGUGAACCAUCUAAAAUAGCAUUUUCAAAAAUGAAGUCUGAUCAUAGAAAGCAUUCUGAAGAAACAGUAAGUGUCUUAGUUGCUAACAAAACUUUAUAUCUUAUUGAUUUACAAGACACAGAUAAUCCAUUUGAACUGGCAUUCAACUUAAAAUAUGGGUCUAUAGUUACUUAUCACUGGUAUGGAGAUGGCUAUAUUUUAAUUGGUUUUAGCGAAGGUUACUUAAUAUCUAUAUCAACCCACCCUAAAGAAGUAGGCAAAGAACUGUUUCAAAUACGAAACCACAAAGAAAUUUUAUCUGAUGUUGGGUUGUCUAAAAUUGCCGGAAAGGUAGCCACAUGUGGUGAAUAUACAAUUAAAGUACACGAGAUUGGUAAAUUACAAGAAACUACAGCAGUACUAAAUGUUGACGAAGGCAUUGUUCUUAGUCAUGUUUCAUGGAGUGAAGAUGGGCGGCUUUUGGCCGCUACUACAUCAGAUGGUGGUGUUUAUCUGUAUUUAGAAGCCUUACCUAUGUUAUCAUCAUCAUACAACAACUGUGUGGCAUUUUUAACAUCUUUAAACCAAGUUACUAUACAUUAUUGCCAUUCAGACAAAAAUCAACCACCAGAUUUGGUCUCCAUAACUACAGAAAUGGAACCAAGCUUUUUGAGUAUUGGUCCUCAUCAUUUAGCUGUUGGUUUGAACAACAGGAUUUGGUAUUAUAAAAUUAAUAUCUCUGAUCCAAUAAAAUUAUCAACGGCUUUACUCGGUGAUCGUGAAUAUUUAGGCACUGUACAAAAUGUUUGCAUAAAUGAUGAAUUUAUAUCAGUUUUAUUUGAAGGGAGACUUCAAAUUCAUACAAUUGAUUCUAUUAUUUUAAAGGCUGUCAAUGAUAGUGUAUCAAAAAUAUUUCCGAUAGAUAAAGGAAGAAAUAUAAACAAUCAGUAUUUAACUAAUGAUUUUCUCAUCUACAGUACUGAGGCAGGUAAUAUUCACUAUUUUCACCUUGAAGACUGGAAUGAAGCUUUCACUUAUAAACAUCAUUUCGGUAUUGUUAAUCUUUAUCCCAAUCCAGAAGGUAUAAGAUGUGUAAUAGUCGAUGCAAAAAAUGAAGCAUAUUUAUAUAUGCCUGUUUCAGAGGAGAUAAUACCUAUAAAAGAUUUUCCAACUUCAGUUAGUUCUGUAUUGUGGGAUCUUUGGCCAUCCGAGAAACAUAUACUAAUAGCAUGUAAUGAUAAAUCAGCGUUGACAUUUGUAUAUAUACGCGAGUCAAUAAAUGGUAGUGAAAUCCGUUAUGUUGGCAUCACAAAAUUGCCUGAACGUCAAAUACCACUAUUUUUAUCGCAUGGCGAUUUAACAUUAGAGACUUCUACUGGAAAAUUAAAUACUAUAAUAUUGUCUACACAUACAGCGUUAUUAAUGCGACCAGCAGCUACCACACUUAGUCAUCCAACCGAAAGAUUAGAACAAGAUUUAGACAAGCAAUUAGCUCUUAUUAGGAUUAGUGAUGCUUGGAAGACUUGUCAGUUAUUAAAUAAAAAAGAAUAUUGGGAAAAAUUGGGUAUGAGUUGUCUACACUAUUUUGAUAUUGAAACUGCUCUCCAAGUAUACACUAAUCUCGGUGAUGUUUCAAUGGUCUGGUCAUUAGAACUAAUAAAAUAUAUAGAAGAUAAAAAUUUGUUCGCUGGUCAUUUGGCUAUGUAUAUGAAAGAAUUUGAUAAAGCUCAAAAAUUGUUUUUGGAAUCAUCAAACCCAAUUCAAGCAUUAGUAAUGAGACAAGAUUUAUUGCAAUGGGAUGUUUCUUUAGAUCUUGCCAAAACACUGGCUCCUGAACGAAUGCCUUACAUUUCUUUUAAAUAUGGUCAACAGCUUGAACUAAUUGGUAAAGCUCAUGAAGCUGUGUUACAAUAUGAACAAGGUCUUAACUUGGAUACUGAUACUGAUCAUCUGAGAUAUUGCCGUGAAGGAAUAGCUAGGUGUUUGAUCAAAGAUGGUAACGCUAAAAUGGGUAUAAAUUUAGCUUUGGAAAUUGGAUCAAAGAAAUUAUUGAAUGAAUGUGCUGAGCUGCUAGAAAAUACUAAAAAAUUAAGCGAAGCCGCUAAUUUAUAUGAAAGGAUUGAAAGUUGGGACCAAGCAGCUUCUUGUUAUAUUCGCUUAAAAAAUUGGACUAAAGUAGGUGAAUACGCUACUUACAUUACUUCAACCAAAAUUCAUGCUCAAUAUGCCAAGGCUAUGGAAGCAAUGGGAAAUUAUAAGCAAGCAUUAUAUGGUUAUAGUGCAGCUCAUGACUAUGAAAAUGUCAUCAGAAUGGAUUUAGAUAAGCUGGAUGAUCCACAACAUGCUAUUACAGUAGUUCAAGAACAUCGUAGUACUGAAGGUUCGAAAAUGAUCGCAAGAUAUUUUCAAAAGAACAAUGAAAUUUUACUAGCAAUUCGAUUUUUAACAAUGUCACAUUGUUUUACAGACGCUUUUAGAUUAGCGUGUGAUCAUAAUCAUUUAGAAUUAUAUGGUGACGUGUUAUUGGAUGAAGAUGAGGAAGUGUCCAUUCCUGAGUUUGCCAGCCUAGCUAAGUAUUAUGAAACUCAAAACAGCGCAGCUCUAGCAGGAAAAUAUUAUUUUCAUGCCAAGAAUUAUCAAAAAGCUCUUAAAAAUCUAAUUGAGGGUAGUAAAGCUAAUCCAACCAAUGAUGACAUCUUGUCUUUAGCUAUUGAAGUUGUCGCUGCAGCAAAAAAUAAUUCUAUUGAUGAUGAACUUAUAAAAUUAUUGUUAGGUGAAAUUGAUGAUCAUGCAAGGAAUCCAAAAUUCUUAUUCAGACUCCACAUGGCUAGAAGUCGAUAUAAAGAGGCCGCAAAAGUAGCUAUUAUAUUAGCCAAUAAUGAACAAAUUAAAGGUAAUUAUAGGCAAGCCCACGAUGUCUUAUACAAUACAAUUUGUGAAUUACGUAACAAUCAAUUAAAAGUGAGCAACGAGAUGAUUGCUAAUUUAGCAUUACUCCAUUCAUAUAUUCUUGUGAGAGUGUAUGUCCGUUUAGACAACCAUAGCAAAGCAGCUCCAUUAUUGAUAAGAGUUUCAGAGAAUAUUGAUCGAUUUCCUUCACAUGCUGUACAAAUUUUAACCUCGACCGUGAUUGAAUGUUACCGAUCCAACUUGAAGGAAAGUGCAUUUAAAUUUGCAACUAUUCUAAUGAAAUCUGAUUACAGACAUCAGAUUGAUGAAAAGUAUCGGAAAAAAAUUGAGAGUGUAAUUAGAAAGUCUCCAAGGGCUGGUUCUCUAUCAGACGAAACCAUAACAAAAACAGAACCAUGUCCAUAUUGUGGUCUUGACUUACUCUUGACCAGUCUCAUUUGCACAAAUUGCAAAAGCACUAUACCUUUUUGUAUAGCAUCCGGAUGGCACAUUACCAAAGAUAAUCUUACAUUCUGUCCAAAUUGUCGAUUUCCUGCAUUAUAUAAUGAAUUUGCUGGAUUAUUGGAGUCAGGUGAAAACUGUCCAAUGUGCUCAAAUCCAGUAAAGGUUGAUUAUCUACAGAUUGUUGAAGAUCCAAAGCCAUUUUUGUUUACUGAAGGAGACAAAUGA
Macrosiphum euphorbiae (potato aphid) is the source of this 4110-nucleotide messenger RNA. Lineage: Eukaryota; Metazoa; Arthropoda; Insecta; Hemiptera; Aphididae. The record is from the annotation of a GenBank genome assembly.